Molecule: messenger RNA, 3510 nt
Organism: Plasmodium gonderi
Lineage: Eukaryota; Apicomplexa; Aconoidasida; Haemosporida; Plasmodiidae
Exons: 3
Coding region: 1-3510 (1169 amino acids)
Source: RefSeq, a predicted model, not a curated record
AUGGGUUCCAGUAACUAUGAUUGUAAGUUCCAAAAUGAAGAUGAAAAAAAGAAUUAUUUGAACGAAAAAGAAAUGCAUGACUAUAAUACUAAUGAUAAGAAUGUUUGUUCUGCUUUUCAUUAUGCUAAAAAUUUAGGUGUAGAUGAGAAAAAUAAAUUUUCGAAUGAAAAUGAAAUUAGUUUUACUUCUAGAAAGGAUGAUAAUGGUACAAGUAAAAAUGAAAACUAUUGUAAGGACCCUAGAUGCAACAAUGUUGUAUUUCAGAAAGAAAAAAAUAAAAAAAAUUUUCUACACGAGUUAUGUAAAAAGUAUGUAAAACUAUCUUUGUAUAGACCACGUUGUAUUAUACUAAGUGUUAUAAUAGGGUACUUAAUUAUUAUCAUAAUGAGUAUAUCUUUUUAUAAUAGCAUAUUUGAUGACACAAAUAAUAUGACUUCAUUAAUGGACUCCUUUUCAAAAAAGACAAAUGUGAAGGAAUAUGUAAAAAUGAAUGUAACAAAGGCUAGUGAUGUAGUAAUUCAUACAAGUGACAACAUAGGAAAUAAUGUAGAGCAUUUUUUAAAAUUUUAUAAAAAAGAAAAAGCGGCAUCACUGUUGUUUUAUGUUGAUAAAAAAGAGGAUGGAAAUAUGUUACAAUACGAUAUAUUAAAGGACAUAUUUUUUUUGUUACAAUUUUUUAAACAGAUUAGUAUUGGAAAUAAUAAAAAUUGGAGUGAUAUGUGUAAAAAAUAUGAUAUUCCUUUUAUAGGUUCUAAAUGUUUUGUACUAGGUUUAUUUACUGUAUCUGAACUUUUAAAUGCUGAAUAUGACACGACGCCUAAUUGGGAAUUAUAUUUUAAUGAUCUUUUAAAUAAAAAUGAUAAAUCCUUGGGAAAUUUUUUCUACAAUGCACUUAUUUUUUUACCUAAUUUUUUAUAUCAUCCUCAUAAGUUUAACCAUGGGAGAGUCAAAGUAAAAGACGUAAUAAAUGAUAUAUCAAAAAAUGUGGAAGCCUUUUUAUUUGUUUUUAACUUGGAUGAAAAUGUUGAUGAUUCAGCACUGAAUGAGUGGUAUCGUAUGUUAAACAAGUAUGUAAAAUUAAUAAAUGAAAGAAAAGAAACGUAUGUAACUAUCCACAAUUUAGACAACACUACCUUUAUUCACAACUUAAAUAAGGACAGAAAUUGGCAUAUUGCAGUAAUAAAUGAAAAUAUAGUGGAGGAAAAUGAGCAGACAUCCAUAAUUAUAGGUUUUAAAUCUAAUUUUGUCUUUGCAAUUUUAUCUUUUCUCUUUAUAGUUAUUUAUGUAUACUCUAUUUCAUCGGAUGUUUUGAAACCUAGUGGAAAAGUUGGAGGAGAAGGGAGAAGAAGGUUUCUUCUCAUUAUUGCCGUGUACUCCUUGACUUUUUUUUCUUUCUUCUCUACAUUUUUCAUCUAUUUAUUAUUCCGAAUUUGUAUAUUAAGAAUUUAUUUAUUAAAUUUUUUCCCUCUUUUUUUUUUAAGUUUCUUAUUUUGUUGUGUGAACGUGUAUUAUCGAAACAAAUGUGUACUAAAAAAUUCCCAAAUUAUCAUGCAAAAAAUGAAGAACAUAAAGAAUCUGAAGAACCAAUCAGUUGAUAUGACUAAAUAUUACAUACAAGCUAGCUAUAAAUCACUUUACUUUGUUGGGAAAGUCUCAUUGAUAAUUGUAACGAUACACAUCGUUGGAUUUAUCUGCACGUACAAAAUUGUUAAUACCUUUUCAUUAAAUUCGAUAUUUACUAUUAUAUUUUUGUUUUUUUAUUAUACGAUAUUUUUUAACAAUAUAUUUGGAUAUUUGUUCUACAAGAAUAGGAACCUAUUAUUAUCAUCAUCGUUGUUAGCAUUGCCCUUGUCUUCUCCUUCUUCUUCUUCUUCUUCUCACCUACCCAACGAUCAGUCUGAUCAGCAUGUAAUAGCCUUUUCAAAUGAAAUUAAAUGGAAAGAGCUGGACCCUGUUAAAGUAUUAGGGCAGAAUAAUUGUAAUUCACAGUGUAACGGUGAUAUCAAUUCGAUAAGCAUUUCAAAACAUGGUAUAAAUCAGAGUAUUGCUAACACUAAUCCAGAGAUGGAAAAAAAUACAUGCUGUUCACACGAAUGUUUGAGUCAGAAGAAUUAUAAUCGCGUGAUGGACAUGCACACAAGAAAUUUCAUUCAUCAAUGUGAGAAUGGGAGAAUUAUGGAAAAUGAAGAAAUUUGUAGAAAAAGUGGGAAAUUAUGCGAUGGAAGGGCGCAUAAAAAAGGGUUUUUAUUUUUUUUUGUAUUUUUUGUUUUCUUUUUUUUAGGAUUAUUUAUAUGUCUAUUUAUUAAGAACGAGAAUAUGCAAUUUAACAUUUACAGCUAUAUGAACAAGACAUCACGAUUACGCAUAUUUAUCGAGAAUUUUGAAAAAAAAGCUGGAUUCGUAAUUGAACCUGGUUAUUUGAUAUUACCUUCUUCCAGUGACUUUGACUAUGAAGAUGAAGAAAAUACAGAUAUAAUAAUAAAACUAAUAGAUGACAUGAAACGAGAAGGAUAUAUACACGAACCUAUUGUAUCAUGGAUUCAUGCAUUUAAAUUAUUAAAAAAUGAUUGUUCUAAUAUAAGCUCUUUCAGUGAACAAUAUGAUGUAGAUCGUUAUAAAAAACACUGUCAUGAUAUCACUUUACAAAAACAGAGUAAGGAACUGUAUUUUGAUAAAUUAAAAGAAAUAUUUGAAAUUGAUACAGAAAAGACAUGUAAUAGCUUUUACAAAAUUGUUUAUGAGUGGUUAAUGCAUGGUGAAGAUGGUAUAUAUGAUAGUCAAAGUUUUAAAAUUAAAACAGUUUUUCAAGAUCAAAUUAGUCAGAUUCUUCCACAAUAUUAUAAUAUAACGCCGCAUUUAUUCUACCAAGAUUUUUUAAAGAUGGACGAAAAGUACAACAUAACAAGCAGUCGAAUCGGAUUCGUUCUUCACAACUAUGCUAGCAAUCAAGGAAAAAAUUUUUCAAAUUUAAACGGAAUAAAAAAUAUGGUCAAAAAAAGUAAUAUUAAGAAUAUUUAUUUUUAUUCAGAAUCCUAUACGUUGUAUAAUCAAGUCCUGAAUUUUCUACUAGAAUAUAAAGUCAUGUUAACUUUUUAUUUUUUAAUUUACUUAUUUUCUUUAUAUAUGUUUAACACAAUGGGGGUUGUAAUAGCGUUUCAGUUUUGGUUAUGCUACAAUUUAAGUGUACUUUAUUUUAUGAACACGUUUUCAAUUAAUACCGAUGCAAUAACAAUUAUUUUACUAAAUAUGGCUACAGCAAUAUCUCUCUCUCAUUAUUUGUAUUCAACUCUUUUUUUUAAAUCGAUCAUGCUAGACAAAAUGAAUUUAGCUAACAAUAUGGUGCAGUCCUAUCCUUAUUUAGUAUUCCUCUUAUUAUACCUUGUUAGCUUCAACAUGGAAGACUACGUAUCGAAUGUUUUGCGAUUUCUCAUUUUAAAUCACAUCGUUUGGUUCAUUCUAUACAAUUUAACAAUUUUUUGUGUGCACAAAAUAUGCGUGAAGAGGAGAUGA